GUCUAUGAGGACGAUGAUACAUUUUAAUACAAGAUAAUAAUCCGUAAUCUUAUUCCGGUCCGUGCCGGAAGCUGCCGCUUCACUUGUUUACAUUCUUCGUGGAGCAACUAGCUGACAAAAAUGUUAGCAGAUUUCCCCAAACAAUGGGUGACAGGUGAUUAGGUUCGUCUGACUGUUACAGUCAUUUUUCAUCUGAAAUUUCUCGUAUGCGCGUUUUUCUUUUUUUUCUUUUUUUUUUUAUCUUUGUUAUUUGCGGACCAUGGGUUUAGCUCGCUGGAGCUGUUUCUGGGUAACCUUAGCGCUGCUCCAGCUGCGGUGGCUGGGGCUGAUGGUCGCCGCGGAGCAGGUCGCUUUGCUGGAGGUUUUCCUGGAGCAGCGGCCCGACGUCAAGGCUCAGCUGCAGGGGGAGGUGGUGGAGUCCAGUAGGAAACCCGAGGACCGAGACGAGGACCAAGAAGAGCUGGAGGGAGACCUGAUAUUGGUUCGAGAUGAGCAGAGCCAGGUAAGCGCCAGAGGAGACACAGAGGACACCACCAAAAAGCAGGAGCCCUGGAUCGGACUGGUGCCUGUGGAGAUGGAUGACAGCAAAGCCUCCACUGGGAACCAGGAGUCCUUUGCUGAUACAGUGGUCAACAGGAUGAAGAGAGCCCUGGUCCUCGGAGCUUCAGCGCUGAUCAUUCUGGCUCUCAACCAAAACACCGUCAGUGAGAUGGAUUUGUCUCAGGUGCUGUCCAAACCCAUCAUUGUGAUCCAGACGUCAGAGAAUGUCACCAAGCUGAUCGGAGCUCUGCUAAGGGGCCUUCAGGCGACGGCAAAAAUCACAUACAAGACCAUCCUGCAGGACAACCUGGGAGCCACGCUCACGCUGUGGUCCAGCUGCGGUCGAUCGAGAGGCGGUCGCUACGGGGAGUGGCAGGGGGUCAUCUGCACGGGGGAGACCAACUCUCAGGUCCAGAAGUACCUGCAGCAGCUGUGGGACACCGUCCUCCUGGUGGCUCUGAUCCUCAGCACAGGAGUCAUCGUUCAGGCCCGUUGGCAGAACCAGGACCAGCAGCUGAACGACGACCUAGAGCUUCUCCCCAAACAGGACGUCCUGAAGAGAAUGUCGUCGCUGAAGACCAAAACGUACCGCCAGCCCAAACCGUCGCAGCCGGUGGAGACGGACAACUGUGCCGUGUGUCUGGAGCCGUUCAACAACAACCAGUGUCUCCGGGUGCUGCCGUGUCUUCACGAGUACCACAGAGACUGCGUUGACCCCUGGCUGCUGCUGCAACACACCUGUCCUCUGUGCAAACGCAGCAUCCUCAGCAGCGUCUGCAAAGACAGUUAACGGACGCUUCAGCUCCGUCCCUGCUGCGGAAUCUCUUGAGAAUCUGAGAAUCAACUCAUCUCAACGUCUCCUCCUUUUUUUAUUUAUAUUAUAUUAUAUUAUAUAUAUAUAUAUAUAUAUAUUAUUUUUUUCUUUCCAAAACUGACCUCAAGGCUUCCUCCUCUCAGCAGUGGACUAUGGACUCGAGCAGCCUCUCGAGACUGUGGAGCAGUCAGGAUUUUAAACCUCUGACCUCGGCGCGGUUCUGCCCGUGCAGACGUGCUUUGGUGGUAUGAACUCGAUACUAUGAAGUACUGUGUCGGUACUGUCGUGUGUGAACAGCACUCCCUCCUGGAAUCUCGUUACUGUACAACCGUGGAAGUAUUUGUAUAUGUGUGAGCUACAAGUGACUCCGAGCAGGAUAAAAAAAAAAAAAAUUAAGCUUUUAAUCUGUAGAAACUGGUCAACCUCAGCGAGUAUUUAUGAAUCAGCUGCAUCCACAUUCAGUGAUUUCUGGUUUGAAGCAUGGACCCAGCAUCGAUAUUCACCUUAGAUCCAAGUGAUGCUGAUGACUAACUACCAAAGUGGACUAAUGUAAAGUGUUGGUUUUUAGAGGUUCUGUGAGUCAGUGUGAACUUGUUGGUAAAAUAUGUGGAAAAAAAGUGUUUGCACGUGUCCUUAAGUACAGAGACCCGAACCACCAGGAGCACGUUCUUAAUUAUUCUUUAAAUAUCGGAUUCGUAUGCAACAGCGGCUCAAUUAAUUGCUCAGUUUGAAACAGGUGCGUUAUCAGUUUGUAGCUCAUGUGACCGCAGCUCAGUUUGUUUCCUUUUUUACACUUUAAUUUGCUUCCUUCCUUUUAGAAAGUGUGUGUGUGUGUGUGUCCCCUACAUGGGUACAACAAAUGCACAUGUGAUUCUAAUAGCUGCACUUCAGUACUUGGAUGUAGUGAGCUCUCGGUGGAAAAUAAUCUCAUUUUAGUUCUUUCCAUGAGAAAAUAGCACUUCUUCUAGGAUAGAACGAAGCUAUUUAGCAGAAAGAUUUUAAUAAAGGCCAGCGAGUCUGGCUCUGUCUGGAGGAAACACAAUUAUUAACUCAUCACAUGUUUAAAGGGGCCAUAUUGUGCUAAUUUGCAGGUUCAUUCUUUUGUUUUAGAGUAUAACAGAUUGUGUAUCACUAAACAUUUUUCGCUCCUCUUCUCAAAGCGGCCUCAUAAACAUACAGGGUUCCUACGCAAGUAUGGAAAGUCUGGUCUCGGUCUGUGUUCAGAUAAGAUAUAAGAUACCGUCAAACGUGCUAGAAACUGUCAGAUAAAUAUUUGUGACAUAUUUUUUACAUUCUGCUGCAAAAGGAAAAAGUCAUAUGUGCUUUAUCUGCGAGUGACGACUCAAACUCGAAGGAUGUCAAAACAACUCUGUUUUAUUUUGUAAUGUAAACUCCAAAAAGCAAUUACGUGUGCUUUUUUUUGUUACAAAAUGCUCCAUCGAUCUGUUCUCUUUAUAGAAAAUAGAGUGCGCAUGGCAACAUGUAGGUUUGUCAACAGCCCGUCGCUGUUCAGCAUGUGCUUCCAAACACGACAGCAUCCCAUAAGAUGCUCACUGAGCUCAUCUCUUUUGUUUUUUUCCGUGAAGCUGGACACCGGUGGUGUGAAGUGGGUGGACGACGACACGUAUGUUUACAUGCAGUCGGCCGCUGAUGUCCAGGCUUGAUCGUAGGUCACUAAUUGUUCUUCCAGCUACACGAGGAACUGCAGUCUCUCCCUUCCCUUUACUCCUACGUAGGUUGCUGAUGAUGUCAAACUGUGGAUCUUAAUAAUAAGCUAGUUUGUUACUUGGCAAAAAUAAAGGUCUUAUUCUUUGUCGUCA
This is a messenger RNA of Mugil cephalus (flathead mullet), 3174 nucleotides long. RefSeq names its product ring finger protein 215 (gene rnf215). Gene Ontology annotation, molecular function: ubiquitin protein ligase activity. The record is from RefSeq and is a predicted model, not a curated record. Gene Ontology annotation, biological process: ubiquitin-dependent protein catabolic process. The transcript has 10 exons. Bases 260 to 1330 code for a protein of 356 amino acids. Lineage: Eukaryota; Metazoa; Chordata; Actinopteri; Mugiliformes; Mugilidae.